AUGGAUUCUGAUGAAGAUUUUAUAACUUUGAUUAAUACUUUUAAUACUAUCAUAGACUCUGAUGAUAUUGUAACUUCAUCAAGUGCUAUGGGUGCACAGGAUGAUUCAGAAGAUGAUGAAUUUAUAACUCUAUCUAAUAAUUUUGGUACUCAUUGGACAGGUUUUUUACGUUCAAAGCAAGUUAAAAAUACCAAAUCAUGUCGAUAUAAUGCCAAGUGUUCAUAUUGUAACAAG
Molecule: messenger RNA, 234 nt
Organism: Cetraspora pellucida
Lineage: Eukaryota; Fungi; Glomeromycota; Glomeromycetes; Diversisporales; Gigasporaceae
Source: the annotation of a GenBank genome assembly